ACAAAGGCUAACAAGUUCUGAGAAAGUGAUGUGUAGACGCGAUGUUUCCUUGAGAAAAUAGGCAGCUUUUUUGGCCAUUGGGAACUAAACGCACAAAAAAAUGGCAGGAGCUGCUCUCAAGAGGCUUAUGGCUGAGUAUAAACAGCUAACCCUGAACUCUCCAGAAGGUAUUCUUGCAGGACCACUAUCUGAGGAAAACUUUUUUGAAUGGGAGGCUUUGAUAACAGGCCCAGAAGGAACUCCAUUUGAAGGAGGUGUUUUUACCACAAGACUUGUGUUCCCUCCUGAUUAUCCUUUGAGUCCUCCAAAAAUGAAGUUCACAUGUGAAAUGUUCCAUCCUAAUGUUUAUCCUGAUGGAAGAGUGUGUAUCUCCAUUCUACAUGCCCCUGGUGAUGAUCCCAUGGGGUAUGAGAGUAGUGCUGAAAGAUGGAGUCCUGUUCAGUCUGUAGAGAAAAUACUUCUGUCUGUUGUUAGUAUGCUGGCAGAACCAAAUGAUGAAAGUGGGGCAAAUGUAGAUGCUUCGAAAAUGUGGAGAGAAAAUCGAGAAAAAUUCAAUGAAAUAGCAAGACAGAUUGUAAAGAAAUCUCUAGGUCUUCAAUAAGCAUGUGAAAAUGCUUAAUAUUCUUUAUUAGUGGUUGUUGCAUUGUAUAAAAAGUGAAUGCAAAAAGAAGUGUGAAACCAUUAAUGAGUUUAGGAUGAAAUUAAAAACAAAUGGGGCACAGGAACACAGACUGGUAGUGAGGACACAUACAAGAUCACUUCCUUAAUUUUUUGUAGUUUAAUAACUAUAUAAAAAUUCAACAAUAUAAAGUUCUCCUAUUUAAAUAACAGAACAUUUCUAUUAAACUUCUGUACCACUAAGAUGUCACUCCACUACAUGGCAGGCUUAUGUCUUCAUAAAGCCAAAAUCAGGAAAGUUAUUCUUCAAAUACUGUUCAGAAAAUAGGAAUAUUUACCAAGAGUAAUGGCAAUUAUUGUACUUUAGAAUUGAAUAUACUGAUGGAAAGCCAACUGAUAAUUGCCUUGAACUCUCUUGCAAAAUGGCUUAAUUAUAUAUGUGUAAUUAAGACUGAUGAUUUUAGCAGAAGUUAAUAUUACUUGCUAAAAGUUAAAUACAAACUAAUUUUUAUGACAAAUUUAUGCUCUAUUUUUAAAAUUUAACCUAGCUGUAUACAAUCAUGGUGUUGAUGAGGUAAUGCUGUCUAUUCCAAUCAAUUUAACCGUUUUAAUUAAAAUUAAGCUGCACAUACCAUAGUGUACAAAGGUUUCCUUUGUUAGCACACUGUGUAAGGAGAAUGUUUUGACAUACAAAGUGGUGAAGAAACUUGUCAAAGAGAGUUGCAAAAUUUUUCUUCCACUGCUAACAAUUUCUUUGUAAACCACAGUGUAAAAACCAAAAUGGAAGCUAAUGAGGUUUAAAUAGUGCAAGAGGCAGAGGUAAAAAAGAGCAAAUAAAUAUCAGAGGAGUAGGAGUA
Messenger RNA from Pocillopora verrucosa, 1475 nucleotides. RefSeq names its product ubiquitin-conjugating enzyme E2 G2. Gene Ontology annotation, cellular component: cytosol; endoplasmic reticulum. NCBI's taxonomy places the organism in Eukaryota, Metazoa, Cnidaria, Anthozoa, Scleractinia, Pocilloporidae. The record is from RefSeq and is a predicted model, not a curated record.